ACGUCAGUGAGGGUCAGCGGCGGCGUGAUUCACGUUUGAGAAACUAACUGUACGCAACCAGACGUUCAACUAUCAGGCACUUAUUUAAAGCAAAAUGUACAUACUGCAAACUUAAGACAUCGAGACGAGCAUUUAGUGUUGAAAUAUUCUGAAGUGGAUUAAGUACAUAUAGAGACACCACCACGCUUAACGCGCGAAACCAGAUGUGUGUGUUUCUGAAAUGAUCUAACGUUACUAGACUGUCAGAUCAGAUGGAGACGAAGAAAAAGAGCAGUAAACCUCCAAAUAAGACUUCACAGUCUGAAGGAGAUCAGGAGGAUCAAUCCUGUCCUGAUACUUCCUGUGAAAAAAAUGAAGAUCAGGAGCCUUCCUCACCAAAACAGGGAGAUUUCAGUGAUCCGGUGUAUAAAGAGAUUGCAUUGGCAAAUGGUGCCAUCAACCGAAUGAACAGAGACGAGCUGCGUGCGAAAUGCACAGAGCUGAAGCUUGACACACGUGGUGUUAAUGAUGUCCUAAGGAAGCGCCUCAAAAGCUACUACAAAAAGCAGAAGUUGAUGCAUUCAACUGCUGCGGAAGGGAACAGUGACAUGUACUUUGACUAUAUCUGUGUGGUGGAUUUUGAAGCAACAUGCGAAGAGAAUAACCCACCAGACUACCACCAUGAAAUCAUUGAAUUCCCCAUGGUGUUGAUCGACACGCACACACUGGAGAUUGUAGACUCGUUUCAGGAGUAUGUGAAGCCAGUGGUGCACCCACAGCUCUCUGAGUUUUGUGUGAAACUUACCGGAAUCACGCAGGAAAUGGUGGAUGAGGCAAAAACAUUCCAUCAAGUUUUAAAGCGAGCAGUUUCUUGGCUUCAGGAAAAAGAACUGGGCACAAAAUACAAAUAUAUGUUUCUGACAGAUGGAUCGUGGGACAUGGGGAAAUUUCUUCAUACACAGUGCAAACUGAGUCGCAUCAGAUACCCACAGUUUGCCAGAAAAUGGAUCAAUAUCAGAAAGUCUUAUGGGAAUUUUUAUAAGGUUCCCCGUACUCAGACGAAGCUGAUCUGCAUGCUGGAGAAUCUGGGUAUGGAGUACGAUGGACGUCCACACUGUGGUCUAGAUGACUCACGCAACAUUGCCAGAAUCGCCAUACACAUGCUGAAGGACGGCUGUCAGCUGAGGGUGAAUGAGUGCUUGCAUUCAGGAGAACCACGGAGCGUGCCUAUUUCUGCCCCUAUUGAAGGAGCACCAGCACCUCAGCCCCCCAAAAAACGAGACUAGAAAGACUCUUUGCCAAAAAAAAACAACAAAUAUGAAAACCUGCCUUGUUGUGGAAAAAAUAUCUAGAUUAAAAAAUAUUGAAAUAUUUGUAAAUCAUAGCAGAUGAUGAAGCUUUACUAUUACAGCAAAUUGUUUUCAUGUACUGUAUUUGGAACUUGCUUCUAAGAAACAAAAACAGACACUGCAGGAAAAGUGUUUUUUUCUCAUGCCUGAUGGGUGAUAGAUGGCUAGUAAUUGUUGUAUUUUUUUAAAAUCCCUAUUGCACAUAAAGUUUGCAGCCCUGUUCUGUGUAUUAUUUUGCCAAUAAACUUU
Molecule: messenger RNA, 1577 nt
Organism: Danio aesculapii
Lineage: Eukaryota; Metazoa; Chordata; Actinopteri; Cypriniformes; Danionidae
Gene: eri1
Product: exoribonuclease 1
Exons: 7
Coding region: 252-1265 (337 amino acids)
Biological process (GO): exonucleolytic trimming to generate mature 3'-end of 5.8S rRNA from tricistronic rRNA transcript (SSU-rRNA, 5.8S rRNA, LSU-rRNA)
Cellular component (GO): cytoplasm; nucleolus
Molecular function (GO): nucleic acid binding; 3'-5'-RNA exonuclease activity
Source: RefSeq, a predicted model, not a curated record